Molecule: messenger RNA, 1464 nt
Organism: Folsomia candida
Lineage: Eukaryota; Metazoa; Arthropoda; Collembola; Entomobryomorpha; Isotomidae
Exons: 2
Coding region: 1-1464 (487 amino acids)
Biological process (GO): DNA integration
Molecular function (GO): nucleic acid binding
Source: RefSeq, a predicted model, not a curated record
AUGUCCGAGAAGCUGAAGAGCGUGACCGUAAACCUGUUGACUUCAUGUGCAGAUGUCCCGUGGUAUUGCAAGAAAUUUUCGUCAUUCAACAAAAUUGUCAACCUCGUGGCGUGGAUCUUGAGAUUUGUGGAGAAGACGAGGAAACGAAGUAAUUCAAAUGGAUCACUUACUGUAGCUGAAUUGGAACAUUCAGAAAAGAAAUUGUUAAGUCUGGUGCAGGGUGAGAGUUUCAAACGUGGCGAAAAAGUAAUCGCGAAUCUUCGUGUCGUUUGGGAUGAUGCUGACGGAAUUGCUAGAGUUCAAACUAAAUUACUCAUGAGAACAGACAUGGUCAAUUUCAAGACACCAAUAUUAUUGCCGGAAAAACACCCAUUCGUUCGUCUUCUGAUUCGCUACAUUCAUUUGAAGAGUGGACACGGAGGAACUCAAUAUGUCAUGGGUCAACUUCGCGAAAAAUAUUGGAUCAUUCGAGGACGGAAAGCUGUUCGUCAAGUGAUUACCAGUUGUGUAAGGUGCAGAAGAUUUAGUGCACAACAUGUAAAAACUCCUGAAGCCCCGCUGCCAGAAGACCGAGUUCGGACAUCUGUGGCGUUUGAAAUUGUUGGAGUAGACUUGGCAGGACCACUAUUUCUCAAAGGAGGAACGAAAAUAUGGACCGUACUCUUCACUUGUGCUGUAUAUCGUUGCGUGCAUCUGGAGCUGGUGAAAUCUUUGAGUACCGAGGCUUUCCUCAUGGCAUUUCAUCGUUUUAUUCACCGAAGAGGAACUCCUGCGGUCGUGUACAGUGAUAAUGGGCGCAAUUUCGUGGGCGCCGUCAACCUGUUUUCAUCCAUCAAUUGGGAUGAAAUAGAAGAAAAAGUUCGAGAAAGACGAAUCGUAUGGAAAUUCAAUCCUCCGACAGCUGCUUGGUGGGGAGGCUGGUGGGAGAAGUUGAUUGGAUUGAUGAAAGAAAUCUUGAAAAGGAUGUUGGGACAAGCACGAGUGAACUAUGAAGAACUGAUGACCUGCAUCAUACAAGUAGAGAAUGUACUCAACAAUCGUCCUCUUACAGUAGUGACCGAGGACCCACAAGAUCUCAAAACAUUGACCCCUGCAAUGUUUUUACUCGAGAACAAGAAUAGUGUUUCACCAGAGAUGGAACAAGUCAGCAUGGAGGGACUGAACAAGAGAUUGAAGUUUCUAAGAAAAAUACGAGAAGAACUGCGGUCACGAUUCAGAAAAGAGUAUUUGGCACUCUUAGUCCAGCGAGGAUCCGAGAAGACAUCGGAUUUGAAAAUUGGAGACAUUGUUUUGGUAGGAUCAGAUGGCGUCAAGCGUCAAGAUUGGCCUAUGGCAAAGGUGGUGGACCUCAUCCCUGGAAGAGAUGGAUAUUCACGGACUGCAAGAGUGAAGACGUCGUAUGGUGAAUUGUUAAGACCUGUUCAACGUCUAUACCCCAUGGAGAUAAUUUUAAUUGCAAAAUAA